This is a messenger RNA of Polypterus senegalus (gray bichir), 1621 nucleotides long. RefSeq names its product integumentary mucin B.1-like. Bases 534 to 965 code for a protein of 143 amino acids. The transcript is spliced from 3 exons. The record is from RefSeq and is a predicted model, not a curated record. Lineage: Eukaryota; Metazoa; Chordata; Cladistia; Polypteriformes; Polypteridae.
AACUUAGAAUCAUUAACUAAUAUAACCUGCACAUCUUUGGGAAAAUGGAAAGAAACCCUGGGAUAGUUAUGUAAACACAGCCAGAAUAAAUCCACAUGGAUAAACAUCUGGGCACUGCAUGCAAACCAAGGUUAUUGAAUCUUUGAGGCACCAGCACUACCCACUGCACCAACAUGUCAUUAAAAAUGGAAUACAACUUGUUGUGCAUGGCCAAUCCUUCUAAAACUUCAGUUCAAUAUUUGUUGUAACAGAGACUUACUGUUGGUGUUUUAGGCUAAAUAACAGCUAAAAUCUCAAUAAAAUCAACUCAAGCAUACAACAGUUUUACCAAAAUACAAAUUCCCAAUUUCAGAAGGCUACACAGUACUGCCACCAGCAGAGAACAACAUCAGUUACAAAAGGGUUGAGAUAUUUGUUUGGAUUCUUCUAAGCAAUGACAUUUUUCUUGCAAUGAUCCAUUUAUUCUUUUGGAAAUUUUGACUUUGCCAUAGCAGAGAUGCAUUAUUUGAGCUGCUCUAUUAACACAAAAUAUUAUGUUUCAUUAUUUUUUGAAAUGUUUAACAAAAAAGAGAAACAUGUUUAUUUCUUGUUCCUUAGAUUCCAAGUGUAAAUGUAGUUCAGUGCCUACAUGCAGCAGCACACAAGAGCUGGUUACUGUAAAUGUUCCUGGUCAAUGUUGUCCGAACCUUAAGUGUGUGAAAAAGAAGAAUGACUGCAAUGUGGUUAACAGCACAGUCACAGUUCAGAAGGGACAAUGUUCUGCUCAGGUCCAGAUUCCCAGUUGUUCCGGCUUCUGUUCAUCUUCUCAGAUUUUCACUCCAGAGGGCAAAUGGGAAAGUCAAUGCUCUUGCUGCAAGAAGGGCAAAGUCUCACCUAUGUCUUUCACUCUCAAUUGUAAAAAUGGCAAAACGAUAUCCUACACAAUCAAAGUACCCCAAACCUGCAAUUGCCAAAGCUGCAACUAAUGAAUAAGUAUGAAAUGAGCCUCAUUGGAUGGAUGCUCAGUCCAUCUCACAAAAAAUCUCAACUUUUAUAUUGUUGUACUAAAUUUUUAAUUUUACUUGAAUGUUAUCUAACAUCAUAGUACUUUCUCUAAUAAAGUUUUGCUGAGUUUUCUGAUACUCUAUUGCACAAGUUCAAGUCUAUCUUCUUUACUUAACAUUUCUGUGUUUUGUAAUAAAGUAGACUGUUGAGUCAUUAGUAUACCCCUGUGUUUACAAAUGUACUUCUAGGUAAUCUAUGCUUGUACAGCUUAAAAAAUACUAAAUCUACUGAUCUGUUUCAAGUUCAUCUUUCAAUAAAAUAUUUCUUUUGCAAAGUUGCUUUUAGGAUCUGUUGGUAAUUUAAAAACUGACACGUGAAUUUUCCAGACUUUGGGCCACAAGAGCAACCUCUUUAUAUUUUUAAUUAUUUAUUGUCAUCUUAUUGCCAUAACUUGAGCUUGAUAACAAGCCUGUGCACAUUCCUUAGCUGGUCACUCCACUCUUAAGUCUUUAUCGUGCCUUAAUGUUAUUUGUGUAGUUGAAACAUUAUACAGGUACCUUUGUAUUUCUCAGUAUUGUGCAAUUGUCUCUCGAUUUGUAAAUGUAAUUAUUUAAUUAAAAUAUAUUUGAGCAUGAAA